AGUCUCACACACACACUCUCAGGCUGCAGUCACUGGAGCAUGGCAGGAGGCAGGGGAGUGUACUGUAGCCUCAGCCUACAAGUUUCUUUGGUUAACUAAGAAAAUUAGAAACUGUCAUGCAAAUACAACAUAUGAUGACUGCUGCUGUAUCUCUUCAUCCACUUUCAUCGACCGUUUGCUGAGACUUUCAACAGACUUUCACCCCGCCCUGAAGACAUCAGCUCUUCUCUGAAAAGUGCCCAUGGAUCUCCUGCACACCUACAAGUGGCUAUGGGUGAUAAUAGCGAUUAUUUUUGCAAGUGGGGUGAUCAGCCUCAUCUUCAUCUUCAUCAACAAGUGCAUCUCCAGACAAGGAAAACACAGGAUCACACAGCUUCACAGAAGAUCUUCCAACCUCACUGUCAAGAGCAACAACUACCAGGAGAGAACCCCCAAAGACUUCACCCCAGCUUUACCUCCUCGGACACAGUUUCUCACAGAAGCAGCCCAAAGCUACGAGAACCUGGCUGAGGACUACGAGGAGUGCACACCAGAAUACGAGCAGGACAAGGGCAACUAUGAGCAGAGCACGCCUGACUACGAGCAGGACAAGGGCGACUACGUGCAGGGCAUCCCUGACUAUGAGCAGGACAAGGGUGACUACGUGCAGAGCAUCCCUGACUAUGAGCAGGACAAGGGCGACUACGAGCAGAGUAUGCCCGACUACGAGCAGGACAAGGGUCACUAUGAGCAGAGCUUCCCUGACUACAAGCAGGACAAGGGCGACUACGAGCAGAGUAUGCCCGACUAUGAGCAGGACAAGGGCGACUCUGUGCAGGACAUCCCCGACUACGAGCAGGACAAGGGUGACUAUGAGCAGAGCUUCCCUGACUACGAGCAGGACAAGGGUGACUACAAGCAAAGUAUGCCUGACUACGUGCAGGACAUGGACGAGCAGUCUGACUAUGUGGAGCCGGAGGAUGGGGAAGUACUUCUACCUCCUCCUCCUCCUCCAUUGUUCGAGGAUCCAGAUCCAGCGGCAGGUUACUCCUCGGAGGACUAUGAUGACAUUGGAGGCGAGGAUGAAAACCAGGGAGAGGAGGACUACGACGAUGUGGGUUAAGACGAGGAGAAAACAGGAGAGAUAUUAUUCUGAAGUAAAAGACACUGUUGACUUUUCUUAUCUGAAUCUUGCUGAGCAGACAGAUCAGAAAUGAACCUUACCACAGAUUUCUUUUUGACUGUAUUUUUU
Messenger RNA from Epinephelus moara (kelp grouper), 1231 nucleotides. RefSeq names its product chromosomal replication initiator protein DnaA-like. The record is from RefSeq and is a predicted model, not a curated record. Bases 242 to 1102 code for a protein of 286 amino acids. The transcript has 5 exons. Gene Ontology annotation, cellular component: immunological synapse; tetraspanin-enriched microdomain; membrane. NCBI's taxonomy places the organism in Eukaryota, Metazoa, Chordata, Actinopteri, Perciformes, Serranidae.